Tetranychus urticae (two-spotted spider mite) is the source of this 1688-nucleotide messenger RNA. RefSeq lists its product as uncharacterized. The record is from RefSeq and is a predicted model, not a curated record. Lineage: Eukaryota; Metazoa; Arthropoda; Arachnida; Trombidiformes; Tetranychidae.
CAAUCUAAAUAUUUUUCAAUGAACCUCGUGUUAAAUUGUUUGUUAAACUCAUCUCAAUUCAUCUAAACCAGUACAACUUACAGUUAGUUGACUUUCACUGAUUUUCUCACCGAUAAAUUUACCUUCUUGUUAGCGACCCUUUACCUUAAAAGCAAGUCACUUGAGGUCAAAUUUGCAAGGAAGCAAAACUAGAUUAACUUGUUGUAUGAUGAUAAAAAAUAUGAAAGUAUCUUUCCAAUCCAUCAAUUUGUUAUUAUUAUGAGUUGAAGCUGAUAACAAACCAAGAUAUUGAAAAAACUGUUUAUUCACCUCAGUGAAUUUGGGUUCUGUUUGCGUCUAUUACGGGUACAAUGUCAAACGAUGAGCUUGAUCGUUACAUGUUUUCUCUUGAAGGUUACCUGCGUAAAGUUGACUCUUUACGACACUUGCCAAGGAGGACAUUAUGUAACUCGUUAUUGCCCAAUUUUGGUCACAUUGGAUCCAUCUUUUUGGCCAACUAUACCUGUCCACAAGCUUUGAGAGGACUACAAAUUAUUAUCAAGCUCAUUUUUUAUGCCAAAGAAAGCAACACCGUUGAGGAAGCUGACUGUCCAUCAUUGCAUGAUUUUAUCAACCAGCUGCAAGAUCAUAUUAUCAGUGGGAAAAUAUCGCCGUUAAGUGAUUUUGAGACUCAAAAAUUAACCUACUUACUGCCUAAAUAUCGCAACACCCAAGUGCUGACAUUAAUCAAAGACUGUCUAAAGAAUCCUGUAUCUGUUAAUAUCGAUGAAUGCAUUCAACGGAGCAGUUUAGUUGAAGACUGUGGUAAACUUAACCUGCUGUUUUUUCCCAUCAUCUUGACAUUUUGUGACAUUCUUUCACAAACUAAUGGACACUGGUUUAUCGGUAAAAUUAUUGGCAGUUUCAAAAGGAUUGUAAUCAGUCGUGUCAAUGGCAAUGUCAUCAAACUGUUUCCAUCCCAUCUACACCCAUUCCUACCUCAUUUGGAGCUUUUGGACCAACAAUUAUCUCCACAAGCUACUAGUUCAUCGCUAAUUCCCAAUCAAGCUGCUGAUAAACUCUGUCGCAACCUAGAUAAAUCACAAUCUCUCGGAAUUUGCAAAUGGUACGAAAUAGUUGCCCUACUGAUUUUAUAUCCAGUAGUAGCAGAUUUUUUGGUAACAAAUAGGCGAGAAUGGAUCGAAAAACUACGAAACUAAAAUCGAAAGGAAGCCUUUUCAAAUAGGGCUGAGCCAAGAUCUUCAAUCGAUCAAUUCCAGCUGCCAAUAAGCCCAUAUUUUCCUAUCAUUCACCGCAACAGGUUACAUUAUGGCGGCAACUAUAACCUGAAAAAUUUACUGCAUCACUACUAAUCCUUUGUAUGUCAAAGGAGUAAAAUAUUUACUUAAAAAUGAAAAAAUUCGUUGUUGGCCAUCCAAUUGAACUGAAAACAAUAAUAAACUGUGAUCUUUCAAGUUGGUUUGGUUACAGUUGGUUACAACAAAAACAUUAGGAAACAAUUUAUUGACAUUUUUACACAUCUACGAAACAUUCAGAACACAUCAAAAGCCGACUUCUUUAAAUAUCAUUGAUUGAUAUCGACAAUUUUUACCAAAUUUUCUUAAAUCUAUUCGAAACAACUAAAUGUUCAUUUCAAAUCAUUUUGUAAAUAUUGAGCCAACGUAAUAAAAAACAUUUCAAAUAAUGUA